Messenger RNA from Musa acuminata AAA Group (dessert banana), 1305 nucleotides. Its product is annotated as E3 ubiquitin-protein ligase EL5-like. The transcript has a single exon. The coding region runs from base 298 to 1128 and encodes 276 amino acids. Lineage: Eukaryota; Viridiplantae; Streptophyta; Magnoliopsida; Zingiberales; Musaceae. The record is from RefSeq and is a predicted model, not a curated record.
AGAAAUCUGAUGUGAACUACAUGAGGAUCACGUCUUCGAUCCAACCGUGAUCGUGGAAACCUCAAGAGUCAAACGCCAACGCGGCGUCCCCGCCCGGGACGACCGCAUUCCUCUCUCCACCGAGUCGUCGUCGUUGAAUCUACGAUCCGUGUCAAGAAAAGGGCGACCCAACUGUUCCAACACCAUCUGCACGGAAACAAGCACCUUCGGCUCUUUACUACUGCUACUACGUUCAUUCGUCUCCAGUUCUAGCUUAGCUCAAGGAGUCGGAGAGAUAUCGAUAAGCACCGGCGGUGGAUGUCGGAGCCAGCUGAUCAGAUGAUGGGCGGCGGCCGCGGAGAUACGCCGGCCGUGAGUAUAAGCAGCAGGGAGAUGAUCGGGGCUGUCAUCUUCCUCUUCUUUGCCAUAGUCUUCUUUUUCUUCGUUUACCUCUAUGCCAGGCGUUACCUGCGUCGCCCCGAUGCGGCCCCCCGCGGCCGCUCCCGGGCGCGCUUCAUCUUCGUCGCUGCAGACCUUGGCCUCGGCCCCGACACCGGAGGCGGCCUAGACAGUGCCGCGCUCCGGUCGUUGCCGGUCACCGUAUACAGGGCGGCGGACUUCAAGGAGGGCGUCGAGUGCGCCGUCUGCCUCUCCGAGCUGGCCGAUGGAGAGGAGGCCCGGAUGCUGCCCAGCUGCAGCCAUGGGUUCCAUCUCGAGUGCAUCGACAUGUGGCUCCUAUCCCACUCCACCUGCCCGCUCUGCCGGACCCCGGUCGGCGUCGAACCUUCCAUGAACCCAGAUUCCGGCGCUGAAUCGACGCAAGCUCCACCGCCUGCUACUUCUCCGGUCCUCCCGGCAAACGUCUUGAUAUGGGGUAGCCAGAAUCAGGUGAAUGCAGGGAACUCAUGCUCACCGGAAGGGCCUUCGAGCUCUUCUGGUGCCCUGGCGAUUGAGAUACCAAGUAGGCUCGCCGUGGAAGUGACGAAAUCGCCAGUUUCAGCUCGGUUCAACUCACUGAGAAGGCUUUGGAGCCAGGGGAAGACGGCAGCUGGUUCUUCUUGUAGCCCAAGAGGAGGCGACAUUGAGCAGGGAUCGGAAUCAUCGACAGAGGGGAUCGUUCACCCUCCAAAAUCUCCGGCCAGCUCGUGAGUACCGUUCAUAGAGCUUCAAGUUGAAAGCUUAGAACUGCAGCAAAUGUAAGAAGAAAUGUCAGAUUCAUAGAUAAAUUUUUACUGUUACAUAUCAUCCUCAUUACAUUAAGGUGAUGACGAAUUCUUCUCAUCUCCAAACAAAGUCAACAGCUAAGUCUCUUUGAAUUCUUUUUGU